Messenger RNA from Planococcus citri (citrus mealybug), 3137 nucleotides. Its product is annotated as two pore calcium channel protein 1-like. The record is from RefSeq and is a predicted model, not a curated record. Gene Ontology annotation, molecular function: monoatomic ion channel activity; voltage-gated channel activity. Gene Ontology annotation, biological process: transmembrane transport; monoatomic ion transport. The transcript has 13 exons. The coding region runs from base 362 to 2728 and encodes 788 amino acids. Gene Ontology annotation, cellular component: endosome membrane; lysosomal membrane. NCBI's taxonomy places the organism in Eukaryota, Metazoa, Arthropoda, Insecta, Hemiptera, Pseudococcidae.
UGAAAAAAAACAAUCGUAAAUCAUUCAAUUACAUCAUAUUUAAUCCUUUAAUUAAAUAAUUAAUUACUUUUGAAACUAAACCAGUACUUCGAUUACGCAAAUUUGAACUAUAAUACGUUUGAAAAUAAUUAAAUGUAAAAACCACCGCGAUAUUUUUAUUGCGCAACUAUGCCAGUCACACCUACACCAACCCUUCCUGACAUCGACGUUAUUCAUUGGAAACAAACGAAAGUUUAACAGAGCAUUGUAAUUGACAAUGAGUUAAACGCGUGAAGUUGUUUGAGUGAGAAAAAAAACAUGAUUAUCGGAUGAUUACCUUGAGCUUCAACAAAUGUGAAACAGCUGCGUUUCGCAGACUGAAAUGGCUACAGUAAAUAAGUUCGGUGUGUUGGGUGAUGGUUAUCAACGUUUCAGUGACGACUUAAUGAUAAACCCAGUACACUCAGCUGAUAUCGAGGUACAGCUCGACCAUGAAAGAGGUAAUUCAACUUUCAACAACAGAAGAAUUUCAUCAUUCCUUAAUUCUAGUCAUGUAGCAGAUACAGAAAUCGAACUAAACAAUCCCAACGAGUACGUCGAAGAUGAUUCGAAUAUGGAGAUGAUAUAUCACGAGGCAGCUAUAUUUUUAGAAGAAGGAAAAAAUAAUGAAAAAUUUGAUUCUCAUCCUCACGAAAGUGAAGCAUUACCACCUUAUUUAUUAGUACAUAACACAUGGUACUACAGUUUAGAUUUAUUUACAUCGAUAGUAUUAUUAGCCUUAGCUCUUGGAGAAGAUCCUGCAGUUCAGGCUUUCAAAAUGCCAGUAUUUCUUCACGCGUUCAUCGAAUUAGUUGCAUUAGUUAUUAUUGGAAUCGAGUUAGGAAUGAAAUUAAGAUGGAUCGGUUGGUUGACUAUUUUAAAACACAAAAGGACCAUGAUAAAGGGUGUUACAUUGACAGUCAUGUUAUUGGAAGUUUUCGUCGUAUUAUUCCGCCAAACAGCUCAUUUCCGAGUGACGCGAGCAUUAAGACCUAUAUUUCUAGUCGAUACCCAUCAUCUUGGCGGAGUUCGACGUUUCAUCAGACAAAUCUUACAAUCAUUGCCUCCAAUUAUUGAUAUGUUAAUGUUGAUAUUGUUUUUCGUGGCGUUAUUUUCGAUUUUGGGAUUUUUCUUGUUUUGCACUAACAAUCAUAAUUUCGCCACAUUAUACGACAGCUUCGUCAGUAUGUUCGUAUUGCUCACUACAGCAAACUUUCCAGAUGUCAUGAUGCCAUCGUAUGCAGAAUCACGUUGGUUUUCGUUGUUUUUCAUUUCCUACCUGUGCAUUGUUUUAUAUCUUUUAAUGAACUUGAUGUUAGCCGUCGUUUAUGAAACGUUCACUACUAUAGAGAAGGAGAAAAUGAAGAAAUUGUAUUUGCAUAAACAUAAAGGAUGUAAUUUAGCGUACGACUUGCUAGUAUCGAAGAAUAAUGCUAAACAAUUACGGUUUAAACUUUUCCAAGGAUUGAUGAGAUAUUUCGCGCCAAAAAAAAGUGAUCGAGACGUGGUAAUCAUCUUUAAAUAUUUGAACUCCUGCAAUACCGGAAUUCUAACCAAAGAUGAAUUUAAUAAAAUCUACGAUGCUGUUAUUCUUCGAUGGGAACCUCAAUACGCCAACAUUCCUUGGUAUCAUUCGGCAUGGAUGCCUUUGCAGAACGUUUGUCAAAUGGCCCAUACCAUUAUAUCGUUAAGAUAUUUCGAAUAUUUCUUCUACAUAAUAACUUUCAUGAAUGGUUUAACGAUGGCGAACCGAGCACUUUAUCAGUUCGAUAUUGAAAACCUGGAUGACUCUGCGGUGGCUUUUAGUGCUUCUUGGGAUACGGUGUUUUUCUCCAUAUUAUUUGGCAUCGAAGUGGCUAUGAAAAUGUUGGGACUGGGAACCAAGCAGUUUUUCAACUCUGGAUGGAAUACGUUCGACUUCAUUGCAACUUUGUUACCGAUACUCGGUUUAUUCAUAUUGAAUGUUUGGCCUCAUAGUUAUUACGUGGUAUUAUUCAGACCUCUGAAAAUGUUCAGAUUGUUCAAAAUGAAAAAAAGAUAUCGAGAUAUCAUCGGCACCGUUGCUCUGCUCUCACCUCUGAUCAAAUCUGCUUUCAUUGUGAUGAUCGUUGUGUAUUAUUUCUUUGCUAUAAUUGGCAUGGAAUUAUUUGCACGUUACGAUAUGAGGGACUGUUGCAAAGGUACUGUAGUAGAAGACUUCUAUCAGUAUAAAUUGACACCUAAUGGGACAACAUUGGGGUAUUAUUAUUUAAACACGUUUUCCAAUAUUGCUGUAAGUGCGGUAACACUGUUCGAGUUGACUGUCGUCAAUAAUUGGUUCAUUGUGAUGAACGGAUACGCGGCUGUGGUCCAUCCAAUUACUAGAAUAUAUUUCAUUAUGUUCUAUUUAUUCACCAUGAUUGUACUGACGAUUGUCGUGGCUUCUAUUUUGGAAGCGUUCAGAUUCAGGAUACAAUAUAAAAGACAGACGAGUAAAAGAGAUGAGGAGAAAAUGCUACACGAAGAAGUAGAUUUGAAAUGGGAAGAAAUCAUGAGUUGGAUCCAAGAUUUCCAAUUAUUGGAGAAAUUACGCCCCGAAUUAGUCGUUGGGGGCACCACGACUUUCAUAGGAAGUCGUCCUAGGAGCCGAGAAGUAUUACAAAGUCGUAUGUACAGAAAUGAAAUCGAAACCUGGCUGAGAGAUGCUUCAGCGGCCAGAGAAGCCAAUUAAUUCAGGAGUGUUGAUUAUACCCGGAACAAAAUUCCUCGUUUUAUUCGUUUUUAUACCAAAAUGUUUUAAUUUUUAAGGCAUAAAUACGUAGUCCACUGCAUUUUUUUUGUAACGCUUAUUAGUUGUUUGUACCAAAAGUUAGUUUUUAGUGUAUGUGUCCUGAUAUGGCAGCUUUAAUUUGUGUGUUUUUUGUGCGCUUGUUUUAAUUAUUUUUUUUCCACAUAUCACAUUGCUUAGUUUUAAUUUCGCGUACUUUUCCUAUUUGCUUUUCCUGUUUUUUCCUUUUUUUAAAAAAAAAACUACGUGAUCGAUGUCAGUAAUUUAUUGUUUUUAUUUGUAGUUGUUUCUGUUUCCUUUGUUUUGUUAUUAUUUUUAAUAGCGUAUAUUUUAUUAUAUUUUUUAAACUGUA